Molecule: messenger RNA, 1704 nt
Organism: Drosophila busckii
Lineage: Eukaryota; Metazoa; Arthropoda; Insecta; Diptera; Drosophilidae
Product: 4-coumarate--CoA ligase 1-like
Exons: 4
Coding region: 33-1640 (535 amino acids)
Biological process (GO): fatty-acyl-CoA biosynthetic process; long-chain fatty acid metabolic process
Molecular function (GO): long-chain fatty acid-CoA ligase activity
Source: RefSeq, a predicted model, not a curated record
AAUACAAUAAUUUCAUUCAAACAGUAAACACUAUGGAACAAUAUCUGCAGACUACUUAUAACAAAAGGCAAGGCAUCUGGAGUGGCGUCAAGUUAAGUCCCAUGUAUGACUUUGACUGUUCAGUUGGUCGCAUUAUACACAAAGCGCUAGGCACUUAUCCCACAAACGUUGCUCAGAUUUGUCUAAUUGAUGGCAAGACGACAACAAAUGCGGAAAUUCUAGCCUGGUCGGUGCGUUUGGCUCAGCAUUUUAAGCAGCGCUGCCUGCGGCAUGAUGACGUCAUUUGCAUAGCGGCUAAGACAAGCACCUAUAUAACGCCCACUGCCGUGGCUUGUUUGUUCAAUGCCACGCCCUUUCAUGCUGUGAAUCCUACGCUGGAGCUGACUACGCUCACACAUGUCUUGGCCAUAACCAAACCCAAGCUAAUCUUUUGCGAUGCAGCGCAAUAUGAGAAGCUAAAGACAGCAAGUGCCGCCUGGUCGCCUGAGUUUAUCACUAUAUUAGGUAAAGUGGAGGGCGUGGCACAUGUGGAGGAUUUGUUGACAGCCACGAAAACAGAAAUGUUUUAUCAGCCCGUGCCCUUAUGUUUAGGCGGCAAUCAGACAAUGGCCAUACUUUGUUCAUCCGGCACCAGCGGACAGCCCAAGGCUGUUUGUAGGCCAAAUCAUCAGCUUAUUAUAAACAGCAACUUCAUUGGCAGCGACAUGGUUAUCUAUUGCAAUUCUGGCCUAGACUGGAACUCGGGUCUCAUAGCCUUUCUAUAUAGCGUAACUAAUGGCUGCACACGCAUAAUACCGGACAAGCCAUUUAGUGCGACAUACUUUGUGGAAUUGGUGGACAAGUACAAGAUCAACUUUGUCAUGUGUGGGACGCGACAUGUGAAUGAGCUAAUCGCCAGUCCAGAGGCUACAAGGCAACGCUUAGCUAGCAUUAUGCUCUUGGCCAUAGGCGGCAGUUGGAUAGCUGCUGAUUCGCUAAGACAGCUGCAGCAACUGUUAAGUGGUCAAAUCUUUUAUGCCUACGGCUCUACGGAAUUUCCCUUGACCAGCGGUGGCUUCUACAAGGAGCACUUGGGCAAUUCAGUGGGCCAGCUGCUGCCAGGUCGAAGCGUGCGCAUUGUGGAUGACAAUGGCAAGAGCCUGGGCUGUGGCGAAGUGGGUGAACUACUGGUGCAUUAUAUACACAGCUGGAGCGGCUACUACGGCAAUGCGCUGGAGACGCAGCGCACGCAGGACGCUCAGGGCUGGUUCCAUAGCGGCGACUUGGGCUACUUUGAUGCAGACCAUAAUCUGUAUAUAGUGGAUCGCAAGAAGGAGAUCUACAAGUGCCUGGGCAUGCAGUACUCGCCGAAUGAACUGGAGUCGCUUAUAGCUGAGCUGCCGGCUGUGCAAGAAGUUUGCGUUGUGGGCAUCUAUGAUGAGCGCUUGGGUGAUGCGCCUGCUGCGCUCAUUGUCAAGUGUCCAGGAAGUUUCUUGAGCGAGCAGCUAGUAAAACAGCAUGUGGAAAAGCGUUGCUCGGUGGCAUACAAGCAGCUCCAUGGUGGCGUCUAUUUUGCCACUCAGUUGCCACUCAAUGCCAAUGGCAAAGUGCUGCGUCGAGCGGUGAAGCUGCAAUUGCAGCAAUCCCUGCCAGAUCGUUGAAAAUGCAGCUUUUGUUUUGUUUUAAUAAAUAUUUAUAAAAGUAUUUAGUUUAUGUUAGUAAUAA